GGGUUUGUAGCGUGUAAUGUAAUGCUAUGAUAGUUUGGUAAUACGCGUUAUUUACAUUUGUUCAAAAUUAUAUUGUUUUGUAUUUAGUAUAUUUAGUAAUUCUUAGUGAUGUUUCGUAUAUAUUGGAAUGAAAGACAGUAAAAAGUAUGUUAUAUUGACAUCGCAAUGUGUGAAUAUAAAUGUUUUUCAUGUAAAAGUAGAAAGAAGUUGAAUAAUUGAUCGAUUAACGUAUUUUUUGUUACAAGUACAUUGAAUAAACGGUUAUAAUAAAGAAAGAUAAUGUCUACAAAAAGGGAAUUAAAAGUAUUUUUAGAGAAGAUAUCAGCCGAAGCAAAAUUUACCAAAUUCAGCUAUACAUCAGCAGAAAUAUUCACCGUCCUCUUAAAAUGUAAGGUAGAAGAGGGUGAUACAGAGCACUAUAACAACUAUACAAAAGAAUGGAUAAGAAGAUUCUCCGGAUUCACUAACACUACAUGGAUUGUACACAACUGUUUUCCAAAUAUGAAACGGCUGGUGUACAGAAAAUCAUUCUGGUGCCAUCGUUCAAAUCAAAAUAAAUCUAAAACCUCCGAACGAACCAAGAAUCUAAACUGCAGAGCCAAAAUCGACUUCAAAAUAAAAAUUAUCAAUAGGAAUACUACAAGAAAAGAUUUAGAUUUGAGAAUGGGUCUAAAUAUGAAUAUUAGCAUUGAGUUUAACCAUAGUCACUUAAUACGCCACCCGAAGUGUCUGAGCCAGUUAAGAACUUCUAGUCAAGCUGAUUCUGCUUUCUACGAAUAUUUUAAUGAUGGUUACUCGCCUUCGAUGGCUAAAUGUUACCAUGAACUGCUUCUAACAGAGCAAAAUGAACCAGAUAGUGGAAUUAUCGAGAAUGCAAGCGUAAAUCCUACUCUGCGACACAUCAUAUACAUAUUUCAAAAGAAAAGGACUCAAAAAACUAUAGAUACUAAUGAUGUUAUUAAUAGAAAGAUUGAGACUUUACAGAAAAGUGGUCAUAUAGUGAAAUACUCUACGAGCAAUCAGUUUGCUGUAAUUAUUACCCCGCUGAUGGGGCGAGUUGUGACAGAAUUUAGUAUUGAAAGCGUAUUAAUAGAUGUAACACCAAUACAUACUGGGCCUUUUGUUAUGAUGGUAUUUGUGCCUACGCCGCUUGGUUCGCUGCCCAUCGCAUGUGUUAUAUUCAAUGACAGAAACGUAGGUAUAUAUGAGCACAUAUUUCUGGCUAUAUCAUCAGCCAUUGAGACAGGUUUCGCAAAACGCUUCGAGCCUAAAUUAGUUUCAUUUGGAAAUACAUUCAUAAAAGAAGCUUUAACUUCGAUGUUUCCGAGAAUAGUGGUAAAACCGGACAGGUUUGAGAUUUGUAGAGAAUUCUGGGAAUUUAUUUGCGAUGACGACAAUAAAGUAGAAAAAAGCAAACGCCAUGAAAUUAUGCAAUUGUUCAAGUCUUUAAUUUAUUCUGAUAAUAUAGAAGAAGCUAUUACAAUACAUUAUAGUUUAGUAAACAAUGAUAUAAUGCAACCGUUUUUGCAAAAAAUGGAAUCCGUCUGGCAAGAUUGGGAGCAAUGGAUGGGGGUAAAAGACUUCAACGGAAAACAUAUUGAAGCGCCUAUAAUAUUUAUAAAAGAAUUCUUUAUACAGAAAUGUAAGUCUUUUAAUUUAUGUGUGAUGAUGGACGUUGUUACUAAAAUUCUAGAGAGUCACUUUCAGAAAAUGAUAAUUGCAUAUAUAAACAAUGAUGUUGUAGGUUUGCAUACAAAGUUCCUAUCAAAAAUUGACCUUACUUCAGAAUCUAUACACAAAGAGGGACCUAAUGAUUAUAUAGUUGCAGGCGAUGGAAAGACCACUUAUCAUUUGAAUACAGAUUCCCUUUGCUGUGAUUGUAAAGUAGGUGUGAAAGGACGAAUAUGUGAACAUUUAACAAGCGUACUAAAUACUGUCAACUACAAAUACAAUAACGCUAGCGAUUCCAUAGAUACUGAUGUGGUUUAUAAAAUAGCUGGUGAGGUUAAAGUAAAAGUUGAAAAUGAUAAUAGGGAAGAAAUGGAAGAUUGUGAGAUGCCCUUUGACACAACUGAUAGACCUAUGUCAGCUUCAUCAAAUGAAAGUGAUGUUUCUACCGAAAUAAAGCAAGAAAUAGAUCCACUAAAUGCAAAUUACUGCAUAGAUAAUGUUGUAACUUUAAAUUUAAAAGCACAAUAUGACGCAAACAUGAAGGCAUUGAAUGACGAGUUCAGAAGACUGAACAGAUUGUUUAAGAAUAACCCGAAUAAAGCUAACAUGGAGACGAUGGCGCGGUUAGCUAAAGAAUUGGCUAAAAUAAGACCAGUGGAAGAGACGGAUUUUUCGAAUAUGUUUGUCCAAAUGGACUCCUGAAUAUGUUGAGUUCUCAGGAUUUGUUGUUAUCGAAUUAUAAAAUUAUAUCAGAGCUAAAUAAACAAUAUUAAGAACUAA
Cydia strobilella is the source of this 2451-nucleotide messenger RNA. RefSeq lists its product as uncharacterized. The coding region runs from base 280 to 2373 and encodes 697 amino acids. The transcript has 2 exons. Gene Ontology annotation, molecular function: zinc ion binding. The record is from RefSeq and is a predicted model, not a curated record. Lineage: Eukaryota; Metazoa; Arthropoda; Insecta; Lepidoptera; Tortricidae.